Corylus avellana is the source of this 1788-nucleotide messenger RNA. It is a transcript of the gene DIT2.1, whose product is annotated as dicarboxylate transport 2.1. NCBI's taxonomy places the organism in Eukaryota, Viridiplantae, Streptophyta, Magnoliopsida, Fagales, Betulaceae. Gene Ontology annotation, cellular component: membrane. Gene Ontology annotation, molecular function: transmembrane transporter activity. Gene Ontology annotation, biological process: transmembrane transport. The record is from RefSeq and is a predicted model, not a curated record.
AUGCUGCAGGCUUGUAGGAGUUUCGCCCUCCACACUCUCUCCACCUCCAAUUCCUUCUCUCUCCUCCACCACCGCUCCCGCCCCAUCUCCAAAUCCCCGCCGUUCAUUCUCCACAGCCCCGCCCUGCCCCGCUCCUUCCGCGCCACCGUCAGAUCAUCCUCCCCUCUCUUCCCCCCAUCGCCAAAGCUCUCCCUCUGCUCCAAACCUCGCCUCCCACCCAUCCACGCCUCGUCUUCUUCCACACAUUCACCAUCCCCGCUUCCUCCACAAGGCGCCAAGCCCAUCCCCUUCCUCAUCUCAAUCUCCAUCGGCCUCAUUGUGCAGUUCCUAGUCCCCAAACCCCCCGAAGUCUCUCCCCAGGGCUGGCAAUUGCUCUCCAUCUUCCUCUCCACCAUCGCCGGCCUCGUCCUCAGCCCCCUGCCCGUCGGCGCCUGGGCCUUCCUCGGCCUCACCGCCUCCAUAGUCACCAAAACCCUGUCCUUCUCUGCCGCCUUCUCCGCCUUCACCAAUGAGGUCAUCUGGCUCAUCGUCAUCUCCUUCUUCUUCGCCCGCGGCUUCGUCAAGACCGGCUUGGGCGACAGGAUCGCCACCUACUUCAUCAAGUGGCUGGGCAAGAGUACCUUGGGGUUGUCCUACGGGUUGACGAUCAGUGAGGCGCUCAUCGCCCCGGCGAUGCCGAGCACCACGGCGAGGGCCGGUGGCGUCUUCUUGCCAAUAAUCAAGUCCUUGUCGCUAUCGGCGGGGAGUAAACCGGGCGAUCCGUCGGCGAAAAAGCUCGGGUCUUAUCUCAUUCAGUCCCAAUUUCAGGCUGCAAGUAACUCUAGUGCUCUUUUCCUAACUGCUGCUGCUCAAAACCUGCUUUGCCUCAAAUUAGCCGAGGAACUUGGUGUGAUAGUUUCAAGCCCUUGGGUUUCUUGGUUCAAGGCUGCUAGUUUACCAGCCCUUGUUGCUCUUCUAGCUACUCCGCUAGUCCUGUACAAGCUAUAUCCUCCUGAAACCAAAGACACACCUGAUGCACCUGCCAUGGCUGCAAAGAAACUAGGGCACAUGGGUCCUGUCACAAGACAUGAGUGGGUGAUGGUUGGUACAAUGCUUCUUGCAGUCUCUUUAUGGGUAUUUGGAGACGCUCUUGGUAUUGCAAGUGUUGUAGCUGCAAUGAUAGGCUUAUCAAUACUCCUUUUGUUGGGAGUCCUUGAUUGGGAUGACUGCUUAAGUGAAAAAUCAGCAUGGGAUACCUUGGCUUGGUUUGCCGUUCUAGUGGGCAUGGCAGGCCAAUUGACAAACCUUGGUGUUGUGACCUGGAUGUCUGAUUGUGUGGCCAAGUCCCUUCAAUCUUUCUCUUUGAGUUGGCCUGCUGCACUUGGUGUUCUUCAGGCCUCAUACUUCUUCAUCCACUACCUCUUUGCAAGUCAAACAGGUCAUGUUGGAGCUUUAUACUCUGCAUUCCUUGCUAUGCAUUUGGCAGCGGGGGUUCCUGGUGUGUUGGCAGCUCUGGCUUUAGCUUACAACACAAAUCUUUUUGGUGCUCUGACGCAUUAUAGCAGUGGUCAGGCUGCUGUAUACUAUGGAGCUGGUUAUGUAGACCUUCCUGACGUAUUCAAAAUAGGGUUCGUAAUGGCUCUUGUCAAUGCAAUCAUCUGGGUAGUAGUUGGAGCUUUCUGGUGGAAAUUUUUGGGCCUCUAUUGAUUUUCAAUUACAAUGUAAGUAAAUGGUUUUCCGUGUACAUUGUCAUCUUUGAGGACAUCAUUGCGCUCAUAAUUUUAUCUCAAAGAAAAUUUUCAUUUUUUA